AUAUAUUCGUGUGGGGAAGGUGGUAACGUAGAAAUAUGGGUCCCCCGCAGCGAUACAUUUAGGUCGUGGCCAGGAGAUCGAUUUUAGCUAAAUCAUGGUGUCAAGCACGAAAGACGUUGAGGUCCGCCGCGAGGAGGCGUCGAUUCAGACUCAGCACAGAGAUGGCGAAGAGGUGACGGGAUUUGAGGUUGACGAGGCUCAGCUUCCCAAAGGAUACUAUUACUCACGGUUCUUUCUGGGCAGCUUCUUCGCGAUCGGGCUGAGCCUCUGGGCGGGAACUGCUGCAUUCGCGUACGCAGCUCCGAUCCUGGCUCAAAUCAAUGCCGACGUAGGCCCGGACAGUCGAUACGUGUGGAUCGGGCUGGUCUACACUGUGGCAUCCGCAGUGUGGUUCCCUAUUGUUGGCCGGCUCGGCGACAUCUUUGGACGACGUUACUUGAUGAUCCUGGGAGCUGCGUUCGGAGUUAUCGGUAGCAUCAUCUGCGCAACCGCAAACAGCAUUCUAGUCUUGAUAGGUGGCAAUGUGUUCUUGGGCAGCGCAUCGGCGUUCCAGCUCAGCUUCUCGUACGUGUUGGCGGAGCUGCUGCCGAUGAAAUACAGGUACUUGGGCAGUGGAUUCAUAUAUCCUUGGUCCAUAGCCGGCAGCGGCUUUGGACCGGCGAUAUCCUACGCCUUUAUUACACGCUACUCUGUUGGGUGGCGAGGACUUUACUGGUUCUUGCUAGCAAUCAAUGGUGCAGCGUUCCUGUGCUGGCUGCUCUUCUACUUCCCGCCUACAUUUGAGGAGAAGCACAAGGAGGAUGUGAACAGCAAGGUGUACUGGAUCAAGAACUACGAUUACAUCGGUACCUUGUUAUUCUCCACGGGUAUUAUUGUUUUCAUUCUUGGCCUCUCUUGGGGUGGCAGCUUUUAUCCAUGGAAGUCAGCCGCUGUUAUCACGUCUAUUGUUGGGGGCGCCGCCGUCCUUGCGCUGUUUGUGUUGUGGGAAAUUUACGGUCCCACACGUCAGCCCUUGAUGCCUAUGCGCCUCUUCGCGAACGGACGCUGGACUGCAGCCGUGGUGUUACUUGGUCUAGGUGCAGGAGUGUACUACGCAUUUGCUAUUGUCUGGCCGACGCAAUGCGCAGUGCUGUACGCGACUGAAGAUCCCAUGUAUGUCGGCUACAUCUCCGUUCUCAUCGGUAUUGGAUUCAUCACCGGUCAAAUGUUAGCCGGUCUCCUUGCUCGUCAAAUUGGGAAGACUCGCUACCAGGUGAUGGUUGCUUUUACUGUUGGCGGUGUGUUCCUAGGCUGUGCGGCGACCGUGACACCUGACAACAAAGCUACGCAGAUCGCGCUGAUAUAUAUCGGCUGCGUAUUUAUUGGUUGGAAUGAAAGCAUUUGCCUGAGCAAUGCCGCCAUUUUGGUCCAUGAUCAGCGAGAGAUUGGAGUUGCUGGAGGACUUGCUGGCUCUGUGCGGUCUAUCAUCUCAUCCGUUCUGCAGGCGGUCUAUGUCUCGAUUCUUACCAACAGACUGGAGAGCACGAUACCGGCCGAAGUUCCCCCGGCACUGAUCAAAGCAGGACUGCCCGCGUCCUCAGUUGCCGACUUCAUCAAAGCAAUCACGUCCGGCACCGCGACUGCCUUCGCGAGCGUACCUGGUGCCACGUCGGAUAUCAUAGCCGUAGGCCUCAGGGCAUACAAGCAAGCGAAUGCCGACGCUUAUCGCACCGUUUACCUCUCGACGAUUGCGUUCUCGGCGGUAGCAGUUAUAUUGACGUGGUGGGCUCCCAACACCGAUCAUCUUAUGACGGGAAAAGUUGCUGCGACGCUUCACCACCAAAGGCAAGAAGAGCCCCAGAUGAAGGAAAAGGAUCUGGAAUUACAGUCUGCUACUGGCAGUCUGCCGAGGAAUUCAUAGGCUCCUAUUCUGAACGCCCAAGAUUAUGUUCUGUAUCUAUCCCUCCUCGCUUGUAGAAAUCAUUUUAGCACCCUGCGGCCAAAAGUUUUG
Messenger RNA from Verruconis gallopava, 1990 nucleotides. RefSeq lists its product as uncharacterized. NCBI's taxonomy places the organism in Eukaryota, Fungi, Ascomycota, Dothideomycetes, Venturiales, Sympoventuriaceae. The record is from RefSeq and is a predicted model, not a curated record. The transcript is spliced from 2 exons. Gene Ontology annotation, molecular function: transmembrane transporter activity. Bases 95 to 1900 code for a protein of 601 amino acids. Gene Ontology annotation, biological process: transmembrane transport.